Cuscuta campestris is the source of this 667-nucleotide messenger RNA. The record is from the annotation of a GenBank genome assembly. Lineage: Eukaryota; Viridiplantae; Streptophyta; Magnoliopsida; Solanales; Convolvulaceae.
AAAUUGAAACUCUUCUUAUAAAGUUGUCCCUUGAUUUCAGAAUUUAAUUAUAUGUGAUUCUGAAACUCGUUUGAAGAAGAUGAGAUGAUGUCUUUAAUGGAGAGCAAAGUUGUGGAGCCUUUGAAGAAUGCAUAUGAAGACCUUGUUCGGGCGGCGACGGAGGUGCUAGAGGCCAAGCUGCAGAGCAGUUGCCGCGGGAAAGAGACUGCCGCCGCCGCAGAAGUGAGGGCUGCGUUAGAGAAGUUCAAGGAGCGUUGGGACUCCUUCCACCGCCUCUGCGACGGAGCCACGGAGUUCAUGGAGCACCUCAAAAAUGGCUUGGGGCUAAGUGGCACGGGUAGCAGCACCGGCUCCGCCCCCCUUCUGAGCGUCUGCGACGACGUUGCGUCCCCCGUCGGAUUUGCCGGGGAUGACGAGGACGUCGUUGCAGUUGCUCCUGAACUGACAACAGAAAGAAUUGAUGAGGAAAAUGCUGCUCCUAGCUAGUUCAUUCCACUAGCUAGGCUAGGACAACUCAAAGAUGGAGUACAGUUAAUGUGCAUGGGGAUUCUUGUUGGAAAUUAAAGCAAGUGAAACUUGAUAUUGAUGUGGUUAGACUCCACAAUUUAGGAGUGGCCAUUUUUUGAGCCAAAAUGACAUUGGUAUCCAAUAAUGGUUUGAAUCGUUA